AUGACCACCAUCGACUCCUUCGUCAAUCUCGACCGGGCCCACCCAGCCCACAGCGGCCCCAACUCCAUGAGCGCCACCCAUCCCCCCGCCUCGGCACUCUCCCACGCUAUGAUGGACAUCCAUUCCAACCUGACCGCAAAGGAGAUCUAUCGCGAACUCGAGAGCCAGCGGCUCGAAGUUGCCGCCCUCACGGCCCUCGCCCGUGACCAAGGCGCAGAGAUCUCGAGCCUCCUCCCUGAGCUUGAGAAGCAGCGGCGCGAGGUCGUCAUCCUCUCCUGUCGCUGCAACGAAAUGGCAAACCGGCUCGACGCCGAGCGAGAAAAAUCGCGGAGCUGGGAGUACCUUUCAUCCUGCCUCCGCGAACAGGUCGUCGAGCUCGAGAAGAGUCGAAGGGCAGACGAUGAGGAGAGACGAAAGUUGCAGGAAACGGUCCAGCGCUGGAGCGCUACGCAACGCCAGCUCGAAGACGAGCUCCUCAACCUCAACCGCACCAUUUCCGAGCUCAACUCCAGCAAUUCUCAAAAGGACGAGGAGAUCCAGAAGCUCCGAAACCAGAUCGAGGAAGUCAUGGGCCGCACGUCCAUUCCCAACAGGCCCCCACCCCGGCGCCCCUCUGAAUCCACCAGCGCCCCCGACUGCGCCCAGGAUGCCGGUGCACCAACAGCGCCGAGCAGCACCGGUGGCGGCGGAGGUGGCGGCCGCUCACAGCCGGCUGGAACACUUGGAUCAGCCGUCUCGUCGACCCCUGCCUCGACACCCUUACCUUCGGUGCCACACACCCCUGUGUUGUCGUCGCAGCCGGCACGACCGGCCCAGACUCUGUCACUGCCGACUGCCCUUACGCAGCCUCCGCCACCAGCCUCGCUCACGUCCACAUCAGCCAGCACGCAUCCGAUCCCGCCCCUGCCGCUGCCACUGCCGCCGAAACCGCAGCCAUCCCAGCCAAGCAGCACGCUUGCUCUCGCCCAGAGCGGGUCCCAGCCUGUCAAGUCUGGCUUGGCUCCGUCAACCCUGUCUUCCUGCGACACACUUCACAACGAAUGCGUCAAGGCCUCCGAGACCGAGGAUAGACCCGGGUCGUCGUUCUCUGCUCUGGCGACACUACAGGACGAGAACGACCAGGGUGAUGAAGUAUAUCAAGUCGUCGGGCCUGACGGUUCGCAGUGCGUUGUGUCCGAUGACCGGAUGGGCAAAUCGGACCAAGGGGUCUGGGUGCACGUUCGCGGCAUCCCUGCGCUGUUCACUGCCCAAGCCCUCCAUCUUAUCUUUACGGCCUUUGAACCAGUCGAGACAUCCAUUCCUCACUCGGACCGCCAAAACAAGGGCAAUAGAGGAUACGGGCUCGUCUUGCUGCCGUCCCGCGACCAUGCGAUCCGCGCCAUCAAUGCUCUCAACGGCGUCCUCGUCCAAGACAAGCGCCUCGAGCUCAACUUCUCGACCAGUCCCGGUCCCCGUGGGCCACGAUUCAUGGACAUGGCUCGCACGGUACAUGGCCGGAUCAGCCCCGGCACCUUCGCAGGCAGCCACGGCCACAUCACAACGGGGCCUCUGCUGGUCGGACAGAAAUCUGCCGACCGGGAUCGCAAGAUAAAGCGCUAUACUUGAUUCCAUAACGGCCGUGACAAUCCUGAAAUACCGAUGGGAGUGCGGCGCGCAUAUGUGCGUGCAUCCUAGUCUCGGAAAGGGCAGUGUUUUCUUCGUAAUGCAAUACAUGACCUGAU
Polychytrium aggregatum is the source of this 1721-nucleotide messenger RNA. RefSeq lists its product as uncharacterized. Gene Ontology annotation, molecular function: RNA binding. The coding region runs from base 1 to 1605 and encodes 534 amino acids. The transcript is spliced from 4 exons. The record is from RefSeq and is a predicted model, not a curated record. NCBI's taxonomy places the organism in Eukaryota, Fungi, Chytridiomycota, Chytridiomycetes, Polychytriales.